Molecule: messenger RNA, 2657 nt
Organism: Bemisia tabaci
Lineage: Eukaryota; Metazoa; Arthropoda; Insecta; Hemiptera; Aleyrodidae
Source: RefSeq, a predicted model, not a curated record
UCAAGUUCCACGAGAAUGAAAAUUUGCUGCUACAAAAUGUUCAUCGUACCGACAUGGGGAUGUACCUCUGCAUUGCAAGCAACGGAGUGCCUCCAAUUGUCAGCAAGAGAUUUUUUGUACAAGUCCAUUUUCAUCCAGUGAUAAAGGUCACAAAUCAACUCAUUGUUGCUCCUGUCGGCAAGGAUGUAUUUUUGCAAUGUUAUGUUGAAACUUCUCCAAAGGCAAUGUACAGUUGGUUCAAGGACACAGGUGAAAAACUUAUGCCUAGCAUUAAAUACACCAUUCUUGAGACACAGCUGAACGAUUACUCUUUGGUGAUGAAUCUCACAAUACGAAACAUGGAGAGAAAAGACUUUGGGAGCUACCAGUGCAUUGCAGUGAAUGCACUUGGAAAAGCUGAGGGCAUCAUCAGGCUUCAAGAAUUACGACAAGAUAAACCAACAACAACACAAAGCUCCUUCCUAAAUCGGUUCAAGGAGAUAGAGAAACCGCAGAGAAAAGAGCCUGAGUUCAAUCAUGGAAAAGAUAAACAUUACCACAAAAAGAAGAAACAACAAAAAACAGAGGAAGAGAAGCAGGAAGUCACGACAGGAUUAUCCAAAACAGACGUCAAACUUGUGGACACGAUAACAUGGUCGAUAAAUCAGUCAUCACAUCAUAAAACCAAUUUCGAUGAGAACAACCGUAGCAACGAAAUUGGUCUUCCAGUGAUGAACAUUUGUACCUUCUUGGUUGUUUUAAGUGUUUGUUUCUGAAUGGAAAAUAUAAAAACGAAAUUUCUCAAGCUUUUCAUCAUAUCAGAAUUUGAAUGAACCAUAAAAAACUUAGUCCUGAACCAUAAAGACUUGAGAAGGACAUGAAAAGUGUGUACAAAAAAUUUCAUGUAAACUACUCCUUCUAUAAGUUUUGAUGUACAGGAAUUUUAAGCCAGUUUGGAUUAAGUUUUGCAGAUUUCAAUCCAUUUGAAAAGUAUUCCUUUUAAUGUAGACUUUUAAAAAAACUGGUAUAACUCGUUCUGUUACAGUAAUGUAAUCAUUGUUGUGAGAUCUUACACAAUGUCAAAGCAAGAAUAAUGCUCUUUCUGGUCAAAUGUGGUCCUCCACUUUCAAAAGUACCACAGAGGAAAUUAUUCAGGAGGGCAUUUUUUGUCAAAUUUAAUCAAAUAAUCGGUUCCUGACUUUUUACUGAAAACAUUCUCUUAGAUUCCAGCAGUUUAUUUCAUUUCUGUGUAAGAAGAGAGCAUGAGGUUGCAAUAAAGACCAACAUUUCAAAACCUGAAACACGGCACAUUAAAAUUUUGGAAAGAAAUUUAUUACAACUAUGUUUCGUGUAAUCAAGACGACUGUAACUCUUGUUCAGCUUGACAUUUCUGGGUGUUCUCAGCAUCAAAAUGAUGGUAAAAUAUUCCCACACUAAGGGAUAUUAACAUCUCAAUACCCUCAAACAAAUUUAAUAAGUUCCAAAUUCAACCACCUGCUGUUACUUGGUGUUAGAUUCUUUUAAUUCCCUCUUUUUACAUUAUCAACAAAAGUCAUUCCGUCAAUUGUUCAGAGAAACUACCGGUGAUUAUUUCUGCAUGUUGAAAUUUAUAUACUGAGAACUGACGAAGAUUUCUCAGCUACUAGGCUACUAACUUUAAAAAUUGUAAUAAUUGCAUUAUUAAAAAGAGAAGCUGUGUUUCAGAUUUCAAUGAAUCGCCUGGGGAAGGACUGGAUUCACACAUAAAUACUGACGCUCAAUAGAUGGUUAGUUUUAAGCAGCAGAUAAAACUCAGAUUAUGUAAAUACCCAUGUAAGAUAUUAGUGAAAAUAGAUUCUGCAAAUAUGUAAUUCUCAAUGUGAACUUUUUUUUUUAUUAAUGCAUCAGAUAUCUAAAAAGUCUUUGUUAUUUUGCUACCUAUUAGUAACCUUGUUGAUUCAUUUGAGACAAUACAUUUUGAAAGAGAACAAAUUGUGAAUAUCGAAUCCUCUCUCCGUUAAACUCUCUGUUAAAUAUCCUUAGACGAUAAAAACUACCAGGGUAAGCUACCGAAGGAUGAGCGAGCUGCUAAAAUAUAGUGUUUGCUUAUUAUUACAGUUAUUUUGAAAGUGGAUAUGAUUAAUUUUCAUUGUUUAUAAAACUUUUGUAUUGGAUCAGACCAAUGCAUUGGAAAUGAUACCACCCGCCUGCUCUUCAAAGAAUCUAAUGCAGGACUGUUACACUUAGCCAUGUGUGGAACUGUCUUCACAUAGAUGCAUCACUUUUUUCAUUCUGAAUCAAAACAGGUGAAUAGUAAAUCUUUCGACUGCUACUUUGGCGCUAUCAUAAACGAUUUUCCUUGAAAAAACCAUUCAAUUGUGCGCUUCAAACAAAACAUUGAAAUAUCAGCUAGGAAUAACAGCCACUGGGUGGAGUUGUUUCUAAUGCAACAAAAUGAAAGUAUUUUCUGUGCAAUGGUGAAACACAGAUUUGCCCAGAUGUGAACAACUAUCCUGCUCAGUAAAUUCUGUGCUUCUAAAUUCUGUGCUUCGCCUGCAAGAUCUUUACUAGUAUCACUCUACUAGUGUUAGGUUUAAGAGUUUAGUCUCGAUUUUAUCAAAAAUUUGUCUUCCAAUAUUUUUCUUUUGUUUUAAUGAUGUUAUUAACUGAAAUAAAUGAAAAAUCUGAUGUUUCCGAUU